Hyphopichia burtonii NRRL Y-1933 is the source of this 4095-nucleotide messenger RNA. It is a transcript of the gene CSC25, whose product is annotated as Ras family guanine nucleotide exchange factor. Gene Ontology annotation, molecular function: guanyl-nucleotide exchange factor activity; protein binding. NCBI's taxonomy places the organism in Eukaryota, Fungi, Ascomycota, Pichiomycetes, Serinales, Debaryomycetaceae. Gene Ontology annotation, biological process: Ras protein signal transduction; positive regulation of GTPase activity. The coding region runs from base 127 to 4095 and encodes 1322 amino acids. Gene Ontology annotation, cellular component: plasma membrane. The record is from RefSeq and is a predicted model, not a curated record. The transcript is spliced from 4 exons.
CCUUGCCAAUCCGUUAAUCCAUUCUAUUCGAGUCGCAUCAGCUAAUUCAUUAGUGUUAUUAGUCGUUUUAUUGAUUGUUUUCUUGAUUAUUAAUCCCCAGUUGUAUUGAUUAAUAAGUUUCAUAUCAUGUCCUAUAUGGAUGAAAUACCUCCAGAUGUCAUAUCACCAAAUGAAGUGAUUGAUUCGAAAAAUGAAGACAACCAAACAAAGGCAAAGUCAAUAAAAUCAGUUGAUAUGGUUGUUGCUAUUUAUGACUUCCCCGGGACUCAACAUACUCAUUUACCCCUUAAUAUGGGGGAUACGGUUUCUAUUUUGGCCAAAUCGGAUUCUGGUUGGUGGGACGGAGUGAUUGUCACUUCGAAAAAUGAAUACUUGAGAGGCUGGAUUCCGUCUAAUUAUGUUAGAUCGGUCAAUUACGUCCAACCUGUUUUAAAUCAAUUGAAAAAUAAUAAAGAAAUUGAUUCAAUCACUGCUGCAAAUACGGCGGCAAACGUCUUGAUUCCUUCCUUCAAUAAUAUCUUACAGAAAAACUUGUUUGAUCUGGAAAGAAACUCUCCUUCAAAUAGUGUUCGUAAGAAUUCGGUGGUUUCAUUUGCCAGCUCUGAAACAAGCAUUCCGUCCGAUUCCAAAAUCAAUAAAGAUCAAAAAGAUUCGACUGCAUCCCAAUCUCAAUUACAAGUCUCUCAUACUACCGAUAACACUCCAACCGCAUCGUUCUCGGCUCCAAGUAUUGCCAGUUCCGAUAAUACUCCUUUUGUUUCAACCUCCGAUGCAGAAAAAUUGGCUAGUGAAUAUAAAUUAUCAAACCACCGCAAUAUCGUUUGGUUACCUCGUUUGAGUGGCUCGGGUGAUGUGGUUUUUUUUUCAGAAAUUUUAAAUGUUUAUUGUGAAUCUUGUCCAAUGUCUCCCUAUAUGCCUGAUGUUGAUGAAGAUGAAGAUGAUGAGAAAUUAGAUUUACCUUCUAAAUUGGCAAUGAAUGAUAAUCCAAUUAUAAAUCAUGAUCUGGAAUUUAAUAAUGAUAAUGAUAAUGAUCAACAACAACAACAACAACAUGGUCAAAAUCAAUCGGGCCAAAAUCCAAAAAAUUUCGAUCCUUUGAAAAGAGAUUCGACUUCUUCUUUACAUUCUCAAUCUUCAGGUCAAAGCUCUUAUCAUCAUUUUAACCAACCAUUUUUCGCAAUUCCUGGUUUAUUUUAUAGUCAUACAAAUGAUUUAAUGUAUUGGACUCAAUUAAAAGAACGGUUUAAUUAUUUACUUGAUUUAAGUUUUAAAGCUUUAAAAGAUCAUAAUAAACAAUUAUUCAGUACUCAUUUCACUAAAUUAACAAAAGUUAUUUCAAUAAUUGCUAGUGCUUCAAGAUUGAUUCAAAAUGAUUUCAUUAAUACUAAAUAUGAAAAUUCAAUUAGAAGAAAAUUGAAAAGAAUUGCUGGUGCUUAUUCUCAAAUUUAUAUUAAUGGUAUUUUACAUUUAAGUUAUAUGCAUUAUUCUCAAGAAGCUUCAAAUGCUGAAUUAUUUAGUUUUGAUAUUUCAAAAUUAAAUAAAUCAACUAGCUUACCAAAUAGUACUCUACAAAGUACUUCUUCUUCAUUUUCCACUAUUCGUCAAAAUUCAAAUGAUAAUAAUGACGAUGGUAAUGAUAUCACGUAUUUAAAUCAUAUUCAAAUUGAAUUAGAAAUUUUAAGAUUGAAUAUAAAUUCAAUUACUAAAAUUUUCUUAAAAUUAACCAAAGAUAAAAAAAUUAAAAAAUCGGAUUACGAUGGCUCAGAUGCAAGUGAUGAUGAUUCUGGUGAAGAUCGUUAUAAUGUUUUACCUCAAGUCUACCCUAGAUUUAUAACAAAUGAAUUCAAUGGUGGGAAUUGGUGUAAUCCUUUUUUCGCAACUAAAAAUUCUGCUUUAAAUGCUAGUGGAGAUGACUUGAAAAAUAGAUAUCAUCUGAAAAAUAUCAUUGAUAAAGAUGCUUAUGAUUCAAUUAAAAAAUCAACCGAUGAAAUGACUAAAUUGUCAAAGGAAACUUUGGAAUUUUUAAAUCCUGACGUUCAACAUAAAUACUAUAAUGAUGAUUUGAAAAAUGAAAGAAAUACUCAAAUCUUAAGAUUGAUUUAUAAAUAUUUAUAUCAUGCUGGUGUCACCAUUGAUUUAAUUGAAUCUUUUGAUUUCACAGUGUUUUGUUUAAUCAAAAGAUAUGCUUCAAAUGAAAACAUGGAAUUUGAAAAAAAUGAUGAUACAAAAAAUGAUGGUAACAAUCCUCAGAGAUCUACUUCUGGUAGCAAUUUAAACUUUGAUUAUCCAAUUGUAUUAGAGUUUUUCCAUUAUAAACAACAAUUUCAUGAUUUAAUUUCAAAUAUUGUUAUGGCUACUCAAACUUUAACUGUUCAAGACCCUGAUGUUUUUAGAGGUAUGAAAGAUGACGAUCCUUUAUUUUAUAAUCGUGAUAUUUUGAAAAUACCUAUCGAAAGGGCCUCUUUAUUGGUUUCAAAUAUUUUAUCUAAUCAAACUAGUCAAAAUAAAGGUGGCUCAAUUUCUUUAAAUCCUGAUGAAUUAAUGUCAAAUAUUUUAUUGGAUGGUACUAAAUUUUUUGAAUCAAUUUUAAAUAUUAUUCAACAAUUGAUUGAUGAAAGAGAAACCAUCUUAAAUUAUGCUACUAGAGUUAUGCAUGAUGAUUUUAAUGUUCAAUUAUUAUUAAUUGAAAGAAAUAAUACUAUUUUGUCGGAAAAAUCUGAAGAUGGUCAUCUGUACUACACCAGCAAAAAAUCAAAUGACAUUCCUUGGUAUUUGGAAGGUGAUGAUGAAUAUGAUUUAUUGUUGGAUGUUAAAGGUAACAUUAAAGGUGGUACCAAAGAAGCAUUAAUUGCUCAUUUAACUCAUCAUGAUUUAUUCGAUAGUAAUUUUAAUACUGCAUUUAUUUUAACUUUCCCAACAAUGAUGAAAAUUGGUGAGUUCAUUAAUCUAUUAAUCAAUAGAUUCAAUAUUGAAGCGCCUGAAGGUUUAAGUUACGAAGAAUAUAACACUUGGAUUUCAAAGAAACAAAAUCCUAUCAGAUUAAGAGUUAUGAAUAUCAUGAAGUUACUCAUCGAAAAACAUUGGUGUAAUUCUUAUUAUAAUGAAUAUGUUUUGAAAAGAUGGCUAAAAUUUGCCCAAACUUCAGCAGUUCAAUCAUUCUCUAUCGGGAAAGUGUUAUCAAAUAAUUUGACAAAAUUAUUGAACGGUGAAGUCAUUUGCAAAGAUCGUGAACCUAGUACCCCGGAUUCCAAGACCCCUGCUCCUUUAACCAAAGGUUUCCUUUUGAAAAGGAUCAAAUUAUUAGACAUUGACUACAUUGAAUUGGCAAGACAAUUAACUUUAAGGGAAUUUAGCCUAUACGCUAAAAUUACAAAAUUAGCUUGUAUUUCUAAAGUUUGGGGUAAAAAGUCCGGAUUGAAAGAAAACAUCGAGCCUAUCACAAAUUUCAUUAAAGCCUCAAAUCAAUUAACUAACUACGUCGGUUAUAUGAUUUUAAGAAAGGAAGACCCAAGAAGAAGAGUUCAAGUGAUCAGAUACUUUGUUCAAGUUGCUGAGAAAUGUCGUCAAUUGAAUAAUUUUUCUUCGAUGACUGCAAUCAUAUCUGCUUUAUAUUCUUCACCAAUUCAUAGAUUAAAGAAGACCUGGAAGUACGUGUCUACCGAUACCAUGGCUCAUUUACAAAACAUGAAUAAGUUAAUGAAUUCUUCGAGAAACUUUAAUGAAUAUAGAGAUGUUUUGAAAUUCGUGGGUUCGGAAUCUUGUAUCCCAUUCUUUGGUGUUUAUUUAAGUGAUUUAACAUUUGUCUACCAUGGUAAUACUGACCAUUUAUUGAAUAGACCAAGAAUGCUUAAUUUUGCCAAACGUGCUAAAACAUCCGAAAUUGUUUUAGGAAUCGAUAGGUUCAAGAGUACUGCUUAUAAUUUACAAGUCGUACCAGAAAUCCAAAAGUAUUUGGAUCAAUGGUUUGAAAAAUCUCCUACCAAUGAAAAACAAUAUGAAAUAUCUCUUACUUUGGAACCUAGGGAACAACCUCAGAACACUGAUGCCAAUAACGCGUCAUCCAGAAACUCAAAGAUUUUCAGAUCAGUGGUUUAA